AUGUCUGACUCCAAGUACACCGAGAAGGGCCCUCCUGUCACUUCAGUGGACAAUGAUUCAGGGCAUAGCUCCAAUAUGGACGUUGGUUUAGGCCAUAUCUUGGACACAACAGCCGGUUCCCAGGCGCUGCAUCGCAAACUUCGAGGAAAGGAAGUCCAGCUCUUUGCCAUUGGUGGGGCAAUUGGCACAUCUCUCUACGUGCAGAUGGGUUCUGCUUUACCCAAGGGAGGUCCUGCAGGCCUCUUCAUUGCCUUCAUCAUAUGGGGCUGCGUUAUGUGGGCGGUGAAUGAGUGCUUUGCUGAAAUGGUGACCUAUGUGCCAGUACCGUCACCCUUUGUCCGCUUCGCAGGCGAGUGGGUUGAUGAGGCGUUGGGAUUCGCUAUGGCCUGGAACUUCUUCCUCAACAUGGCAAUCCUCGUGCCAUUUGAGAUUGUGGCCAUGAGCAUCAUGGUCACCUUUUGGACCGAUACUGUCCCAAUCGUCGCGAUCAUCAUACCCAUGAUCGCUCUAUAUGCCUUCCUCAACAUUAUUACUGUCCGAUAUUUCGGAAUCUCCGAGUUCUAUCUGUCUAUAUUCAAGGUCUUGUUGAUGAUUGGCUUGUUCUUCUUUACCUUCGUCACAAUGGUCGGUGGCAACCCGCUCCAUGAAGCCUAUGGGUUCACAUAUUGGCAAAGUCCUGGGGCGUUCGUGGAACAUAAUGCUUCCGGAAAUACGGGUAGAUUCCUUGGUAUCUUGUCCUGCAUCUACCAGGCCAGCUUCUCUAUUUGCGGCCCCGAGUACAUUUCCAUGGUAGCUGCUGAAGCAGAGAAUCCUCGCCGAAUCCUGCCAUCGGCUUACAGGUCCUUCGUAUGGAGGAUAUUGUUCUUCUUCGUUGGCUCCGCGCUAUGCAUGGGCAUAGUGAUUCCCUACAACGAUCCGACCCUGGCAGCCAUCUUGGGAGGCGAGAGCGCCGGAAGCGGCACUGGUGCGGCAUCGCCUUACAUCAUUGCUAUGAAUCGCUUGCAGAUACACGUUCUUCCCCACAUUGUCAACGCCCUCAUUAUGACGUCCGUUUUCAGUGCUGGAAACGGUUUGCUCUUUUCUGCUACGCGCGUUCUCCAUGGCAUGUCCCUCAUGGGCUUUGCGCCAAAAAUCUUCUCCUGGUGCACUAAGGGCGGCGUGCCAUUAUACUCACUGCUCUUCUCCUUGUCCUUCAGCCUGCUAGCGUUCCUGCAGCUUGGUAGCUCAUCUGCAGAGGUUCUGGUCUAUCUGGUGUACCUGAUCACUUGCUGUCAGCUUCUCAAUUACGGCUUCACUGCGCUGACGUAUCGACACUUUUACGCGGCACUGAAGAAACAAGGUAUAUCACGCGACACUCUGCCUUACAAAGGGAGAUUCCAGCCGUACACAUCAUACUUUGCUAUGGGUGGUACCUUGUUUAUGCUUCUCGCGGCCGGAUACGAUCUGUUUCUUACUGGUGGGUGGGAUGUGAUGUGGUUUUUCUUGGACUACGGAAUGAUUGGCUUUUUCAUUCUCGCCUUUAUUGGGUGGAAAGUUUUCUUCAAAACACGCUAUGUCAGACCUGGUACUGCAGACAUAAGCCUGGGUGGCGCCAAGGAGGAGAUUGAUCAAUACGAAGCUUUGUAUGUAGCUCGGGAGCCUGGGAGGGUGGGGAGGUUGAUUGAUAAGGUGUUCGAGUGA
This is a messenger RNA of Colletotrichum destructivum, 1680 nucleotides long. RefSeq names its product Putative amino acid permease/ SLC12A domain-containing protein. The transcript is spliced from 4 exons. Bases 1 to 1680 code for a protein of 559 amino acids. Gene Ontology annotation, cellular component: membrane. Lineage: Eukaryota; Fungi; Ascomycota; Sordariomycetes; Glomerellales; Glomerellaceae. The record is from RefSeq and is a predicted model, not a curated record. Gene Ontology annotation, biological process: amino acid transmembrane transport. Gene Ontology annotation, molecular function: amino acid transmembrane transporter activity.